UACUAGGCAUAUGACGUACCAUUAAUAUUAGUGUUGUGCUUGCACCUGAGAGAAAGAUAAAAUUUGUGUCUCAAAACAGUUUUCUAAUUUUGAUACCAAAAUCGAUGACUAUGAAGUGGGUUUACAAAGAAGAGCAUCCUUUUGAGAAAAGGAGACAAGAGGGCGAAAAAAUCCGCAGAAAAUAUCCGGACAGAGUACCUGUGAUUGUAGAAAAGGCAGCCAAGGCACGUAUUGGAGAUCUGGACAAGAAGAAGUACCUGGUACCCUCAGAUUUAACAGUUGGACAGUUCUAUUUUCUGAUCAGAAAACGGAUUCAGCUACGCCCUGAGGAUGCACUGUUCUUCUUUGUCAACAAUGUAAUUCCUCCAACAAGCGCCACCAUGGGUCAACUUUAUCAGGAUCACCAUGAAGAGGACUUCUUUCUGUACAUUGCCUACAGUGACGAGAGUGUUUAUGGAGCCUAGACAAGAUAAACAUCUUGUAACUUAUAACUGAAAACAAACACUUAAUGUUCAUCUUAGCCAACUGCAACAUCUCCUCUUCAAAGGCUCAUAUAAACUUAAAUCUGGAUUCUUUACACAUUGUAUUUUCUCGAUUUCACAUUUAAAAAGGUAUUCUUCAUCACCAACUCAUACUGUACUACAUGAACAUGGAUGUGCACAUUGCUGUGUUAAAAAGAAGACAUUUUCCAGAUGGUAAAAGGCAUCAAAAUGUCUCUAAUUAGUGCUGGAUGCUACUAUGCUCCCAUAUUCAUGUAAAUCUUUUACAACUGACUGGAUAAAGACAAGAUUAUGUUACAUGAGACGAUGCAACCUGUCAAAUGGUAUUAAUUAACACAACCUGUUAACAUGUUUGAUAUAAUAUUUCUAUACUCUGCACAUUUGUUUUCUGAAGUGGGCGUUAAGGAUACAGUUUGGUUUUUUUGUUUGUUUGGGGUUUUUUUUGGGGGGGGGGGGGGGGCAGAGGGGUUAACUUGCCAGAAACUUUGCACAGAUCAAAAAAUAAACAUUAAUUUGUUAAUCAUAUGUACCAGGUAUUAAACCUUUUUGCUUUCUCUGUCCACUUCAUGUUCUUGCGCCCAAUUUUUCCCAACUGUUUGAAUUUGGGAAACCAGUGGCCCCCCCUUUCCAUCGGGUUGUAUGCCUUGAUGUUCCUCUGAUGUUCCUAAAGCUCCCUUUCCUUGGUAAUGAUCAAAUUAAUGGGCAGAAGGAAAUUUAACUUAUUGGUACUUACAAUCAUCACCAUAGCAAAUGCCCUUGGCUCUUUGUUCCAACUUGAAGGAUUCUUUACGGAUUUUCUCAUUAGUUGGAAACUUUUCCAAAUUCACACACAGUUCACAAUUUAUUGUUUUUACCGCUUUAAUUAGAAUCUAUUAUUUCACUUCAUUGUCAAAACCGAAAGUUAGUUCCAAAGUAAGAAGAAAUAUUAUUACACAGAUGAAAAAAAAACAUUGCGCAAAAGGAGAGCAAGCAGUAAUUUGUUCAGUUGAUUCUGUUUUCUUUGUAAAAUAAAUUUUAGAGUGCUAGAUACCUGUUAUUUUAAAUUUUAUUAAAUCUGUUUAUUUAUGACUAUAUUAUAUUGUGUAUUAUAAUCAUGUUUUACGUGUCUUAAAUCUGCAAAUUGAACUUUUCAAAAUAAACAUUUGUCAAAUUUGGGCUUAAAGAUUAGGAUUUUUUUUUUGAAUGGGUGCAAUGUCUCAAGUAGCAUCUGUUUGACUUCACUCAAAAUUGUUUGUACAAGACAUGACUUUCAACCUGUCUUCCUAAAGGUUAUAAUUUUCAAUCGCAAACAAUUUUGAGGUGAUAAUAGGGAGGUUCAGCUGCACGUUACACGAGCAAAUACGUGAACAUGAACGUCAGAAAAUUGUGUUGUUAAAGUCGUACGUUCUAAGCAUACGUGAAGUUACCAUAUUUGUUCACGUCGGGUACAAACGUGCAGACGCCAUACGUGAGCAAGAAAAGCCCUCAGUGGUGAUGUCACCUCGAAACAACACUUUUUUGGACGUUCCUGUUCAUGUGUAAAUCUCGCUAAUAUGUUAGCACAAAACUCGUCACGGUAUCAUCAAGUGUGCUGUUGAAUUCCUGUUUAAUAGAGUUUAUAAAAUGCUGAUCUUGGAACUAUUUAAGGGUAUCCUAUCCCUCUACUUAGACAUUUAGUGAUUUAUGAUGAAUGGUUUUAAUAACGAUUUAAGGCACUGCAUUGGGGAGUAACCAUACAUCUGUAUCAACAUGUGUAUUUGUUGGGCGGUAUCGUCAUACUAUCCACCCAAAUCAAUGGGUGGCAACAUUUUGAGAUUCAAAUAAUUUAGACAAGAUGGAGGGGCUAUAGCCAGAGAUUUCCCCCUUUGGGCAGGCUUUUAUUUCACCAAGUUUUUGCCGUGCUGAAUUGCUCUGAUGUGUCAUAAUUAUUUCCCUUAUACUCUGUGGUAAGAGAUGAAAAGUGGGACAAGUUCUAUCAGAACAAGGUCGUCUCAAAACUUCCAAAUCCAGUGAACAGCUAAACAGCACAUCUGAAUUUCAUAGAGCUGCUUAGCGGUCGAUUAUGUGCUUACUGUGUGAUUUUCCAUUUCAUAGCACUGCUAACUGAAGCACACAAAAGGGCAUGCUUAUCUGCUGGUGCUUACUUCACACACAAAAAUGACAUCACAAUGCAAAUCCAUGGUAAAUGCGCAAUAUUGCCGCCUAAUUUGUCUGCUAACCUGUGAAACACACUUGCACCGUAGGAAAUUUUGUCUGCUGGGCGGCGCUAUGAAAUUGGGCCCAUGCGUCCAAGUAGUAAAAUGGUGUUACUGUGAACUUACUGUAAUGAUAUAGACACUUAAUGAAAAUUUGCACUGUAAAUAAUUAUACAAAUAAUAGCUUUGCUUUUAUUAUUGAGGGAUAUAAGAAAUGUUAUAAAUGUGAUUAAUUAGUACAAGCAGUGUUUGGUAUUAUUUAAGUAGAUUGGUGACCAAACAUUUUAACCAUUAAUUAAAAGGAGUUUUACGUGAGAAAUUUAACAAACAUGCUUGUCAUGUUAAAUACUUAACGCUCUAAUUAUGUUCUAAAUAACAUGGUUGUAUUGAUAUUAGUUAAAUAAAGAUAUUGCUUCAAAGCAAGUGCAGGUGUGA
Asterias rubens (European starfish) is the source of this 3109-nucleotide messenger RNA. RefSeq names its product gamma-aminobutyric acid receptor-associated protein. The coding region runs from base 105 to 464 and encodes 119 amino acids. Gene Ontology annotation, cellular component: autophagosome; cytosol; autophagosome membrane. NCBI's taxonomy places the organism in Eukaryota, Metazoa, Echinodermata, Asteroidea, Forcipulatida, Asteriidae. The record is from RefSeq and is a predicted model, not a curated record. Gene Ontology annotation, biological process: cellular response to nitrogen starvation; macroautophagy; autophagosome assembly. The transcript is spliced from 4 exons. Gene Ontology annotation, molecular function: GABA receptor binding; ubiquitin protein ligase binding.